This is a messenger RNA of Balaenoptera musculus (blue whale), 1696 nucleotides long. RefSeq names its product bone morphogenetic protein 4 (gene BMP4). The record is from RefSeq and is a predicted model, not a curated record. Gene Ontology annotation, cellular component: extracellular region. Gene Ontology annotation, molecular function: cytokine activity; growth factor activity; BMP receptor binding. NCBI's taxonomy places the organism in Eukaryota, Metazoa, Chordata, Mammalia, Artiodactyla, Balaenopteridae. Gene Ontology annotation, biological process: BMP signaling pathway; SMAD protein signal transduction; negative regulation of apoptotic process.
GGCAUCAGAGCCGAGGGACGGGAGCCUGCGACGCCGCUGCAGAUCAGGGCUGAGUAUCUCGCCUCUCUCCCUGAUGGGAUUCCCGUCCACGCCGUCUCGAGCCUGCUGCGCCCCAGUCCUCGGCCCUCGCCCAGGUUCGCUGCAGCUGUUCAGAGGUCCCCAAGAGCUGCUGCUUGCGAGCCUGCUACUGCAGGGAUCUAUGGAGCCAUUCCGUAGUGCCAUCCAGAGCAACGCACUGCCGCAGCUCCUCUGAGCAUUUCCAGCAAGUUUGUUCAAGAUUGGCUGUCAAGAAUCAUGGACUGUUAUUAUAUGCCUUGUUUUCUAGACACCAUGAUUCCUGGUAACCGAAUGCUGAUGGUCGUUUUAUUAUGCCAAGUCCUGCUAGGAGGCGCGAGCCAUGCUAGUUUGAUACCUGAGACGGGGAAGAAAAAAGUCGCCGAGAUUCAGGGCCACGCGGGAGGACGCCGCUCAGGGCAGAGUCAUGAGCUCCUUCGGGACUUCGAGGCCACACUUCUGCAGAUGUUCGGGCUGCGCCGCCGCCCGCAGCCUAGCAAGAGCGCGGUCGUCCCGGAUUACAUGCGGGAUCUUUACCGGCUUCAGUCUGGGGAGGAGGAGGAGGAGCAGAUCCACAGCAUUGGUCUGGAGUAUCCCGAGCGCCCCGCCAGUCGGGCCAACACCGUGAGGAGCUUCCACCACGAAGAACAUCUGGAGAACAUCCCAGGGACCAGCGAAAACUCUGCUUUUCGUUUCCUCUUUAACCUCAGCAAUCCAGAGAACGAGGUGAUCUCGUCCGCAGAGCUUCGACUCUUCCGGGAGCAGGUGGACCAGGGCCCUGACUGGGAGCAGGGCUUUCAUCGUAUAAACAUUUAUGAGGUUAUGAAGCCCCCGGCAGAAGUGGCGCCCGGGCACCUCAUCACACGACUACUGGACACGAGACUGGUCCACCACAAUGUGACACGGUGGGAAACUUUUGAUGUGAGCCCUGCAGUCCUUCGCUGGACCCAGGAGAAGCAGCCCAAUUAUGGGCUAGCCAUUGAGGUGACCCACCUCAUCAGACACGGACCCGCCAGGGCCAGCAAUGUCAGGAUUAGCCGAUCGUUACCUCAAGUGAGUGGGGAUUGCCAGCUCCGGCCCCUCCUGGUCACCUUUGGCCAUGAUGGCCGGGGACAUGCCUUGACCCGACGCCGGAGGGCCAAGCGUAGCCCCAAGCAUCCACAGAGGGCCCGGAAGAAGAAUAAGAACUGCCGGCGCCACUCGCUCUAUGUGGACUUCAGCGGUGGCUGGAAUGACUGGAUUGUGGCCCCACCAGGCUACCAGGCCUUCUCUUACUGCCACGGGGACUGCCCCUUUCCACUGGCCGACCACCUCAUCACCAACCAUGCCAUUGUGCAGACCCUGGUCAACUCUGUCAAUUCCAGUAUCCCCAAAGCCUGUUGUGUUCCCACCGAACUGAGCGCCAUCUCCAUGCUGUACUUGGAUGAGUAUGACAAGGUGGUACUGAAAAAUUAUCAGGAGAUGGUAGUAGAGGGAUGUGGGUGCCGCUGAGAUCAGGCCUUCCUUGGGGACACACACACACAAACACACACACACACGUCCCAGCCACUACUCACCCACACACUACACAGACUGCUUCCUUAUAGCUGGACUUUUAUCUUAAAAAAAAAAAAAACAAAAAAAAAGGAAAAAAAAAUCUAAA